GUUUUGUGGUACAGGCUUCUUUUUUUCACUCUUCAAUAUAUUAACCUUUCCCCAAUCUUCUACCAUGCCAGUUUUAAUAUGAACCUGUGUAACUGUUCAAUGAUUUAUUUAACUGGCUUUCUAAAGUAAGACAUUUGGCUUGUUUCCAGUUUUCCUUUGCUACAAAGAACACAGUGGGGUUGAAAUUGGAAAUGGGGGUUAUGUGAACAGAGGAAAAAACAGCACUGGGAUCAAAUUAUUCACACUUUUAGCAUCUCUUUUUCUAAACUUUCUGUGUUGAUAAUUAUACUUCCUAGAACAUGAUUAUGAGUGCCUGCUUAGUAUUUGGUGGUAAGGAUUUACCCUAAAUAAUCUAACUUGUUUCCUAUCAUUGGACAUUGAGGUGGUUUCUAAUUUUUGACGAUUACACACCUGGCUGUGAUGAAUAUCCAAGAAGCUAAAUAAACCCGCUCUGGUGCUCGACACUGAGGUCAGUAGUCAUAUUUUCAAACCUCUGAAGCAUAAGGAACCUGCCAGUAGUUGUAACUGCAAACUGUUUGGCAAAGGCCCAGAAGACUGGCUCAGGCGAGAGGAUUGUGACCCAGGUGCUGGGCUUGCCCGGGGUCAGUACCCAUUUACCCAGCGCCCGUCACAGUGUUCAGCCUGACAGGGCCCUUUGGAACCACUGGGCUUGCAUCCUCCUCUCACACUAGAGGGAACCAAGGCGCCAGGAACCCAGGCACCGGGGUCAGAGAUGGUCUUUCAGCAGACCUCCCCCAGCACCCUGGCGCCCGGACUGGAAGCUGAGCUUUGAGAUCAGCAAUCUGACCUGGAAACCCCUGCAAAUGCUGCCUGCGCUCCCUUCUCAAACCACAGAUGGCUGAGGCUGGAGAGGGGAUUCAGUCAGGCACUUCUGCAAAUGUACUGCCCAGUAAAGGGGAGGGCGUGGAAAGAAGACUUGAGGUCCAACCCACAGGCAGCCAGACCAGCCCCACCCAGAUGCUCCAUUUCUCUCUAACCCGGGAGGUAUGCGUCAUAGUGGUCACCCCAUAUCCGGUCCACCUGGCCAAUCUAUUUGGGGUUUGAACCGAAAUAAAGUGAGUCUCACUUGCCUCAGUUGUCCCUUCUCAAUGGAAACCAACUUUGCUAUUGGUCUCCCUCCCCAGCACCUGACAACUUUCUGUGGUUUCUAAGGCACUUCCCUUGUUCCCUUCCCUCAGGCCUUGCUACCACCUGGGGAAUUCGCACAAAUGGUGUUCGAUUUGCCCCUUUUGUGUUUUCCUUUCUGACUUGGAGGUAAAGAACCGCCCUCCCCCCUGCCUAUUGACUCUGUUUAUUCAACUGGGAGAAAUUUCACACCCAGGAACACGGGUAUCCCUCCCCAAGCCCCUUUUCCUAAAUCUUCACACACACACACACACACACACACUGCUCCCCAGGUAUCUCAUCCUGGCAUGUCCCUGAAUAAUUUAUGAGUCCAGGCAGACCUUAUAAAAAGUUUGUCUCCCAGGAAAAGCCAGAAAAGUGCGGGACACUCAGAGGAAUCGCAGCCCCCACAGCCUGCCUGGCCUUUACACCCUAAGGAUGGACCCUCCUGCCCCCGCUGCUGCCACCCCUGCUCUGGCCCUGGCCUCAACUCCAGCCCUAGCACAGGACUCCCUGGCACUGCCCUACCUGGGAAACCCAUCGCCCCUUCUCUCCUCUGGACAAGAAGUAAAUAAACAUGAACGAGGAGCUUGUCUUUGGAGGCCCUGGCUGACCUCUACAAAUGACCUCCCCAGGCAGGCCCCCGGUAGGACAACAGGUGCCAAGGUCACGAAGGUUGACUUUGAGUUCCAUCACCCGGUCAGACUCUUCUGGCCUAAAUCCUGCUCCUUUGACUACCUGUACAGUGAUGGGGAGAUUUUACUGAAGAACUUCCCUGUCCAGGCAACCAUCAACCUCUAUGAGGACUCAACCAGUGAGGAGGAGGAGGAAGUGGAGGAAAGAGAAGAGGAGGAGAAAGAAGAAGCAGAUGGAAAGGGGCCAGAAGGGGAACAGAUGAGGAUGCAGCAUGCCUAUGCAGAGAACUGUCCUCUUCAGGGCUCUGAUUCCCCAACCAUUCAGGUGGCCAUGAAGUCCUGUCUUCCUGUGGUAAGCCUGACUUCUGGCUUCACCUCCACGGAUGCAACACCAACACCAGUUGGGGUGCCUUUCUGACGGACCUUGCAGGAAGGAAAGGGGACAUCUAAAACAUCAGUCUACUUUGGGGACCUCUUCCCUUUUGGUUGUUAUCUACUGGGGUCUGUAUUUUGGCAUGAGACGAAUCAGGAGAAAAAUAAACUAGA
Molecule: messenger RNA, 2306 nt
Organism: Bubalus bubalis (water buffalo)
Lineage: Eukaryota; Metazoa; Chordata; Mammalia; Artiodactyla; Bovidae
Gene: RIPPLY1
Product: ripply transcriptional repressor 1
Exons: 5
Coding region: 1564-2178 (204 amino acids)
Biological process (GO): negative regulation of transcription by RNA polymerase II; embryonic pattern specification
Cellular component (GO): nucleus
Source: RefSeq, a predicted model, not a curated record